AUGCGAUUAUUGAAUGUUAUAACCAACAACAUUGUCAUAUCAGCGUCAUCGCAGACGUUCCACUUGAAGGCUGGUAAUGACGUUGAUCGACAGAAGUGGCUCAGUGCUUUGGAAUACUCACGUCAUAAGGCCAUCAGACAGGCCGAAAGUGAUGAGGAUGAGGAUGCGCAUAUUGGUACGGGAGAGUCCCGAGUCGCCGUAUUACAGAAAACUCAUAAAGAGUUGCUCAGAAAAUUGGACGAUUUACAAACCGCGGCUCGUAUAUUAGGUCAGUGGUAUAUUUGCUGUAUUGAUUUUCCACCAUGCAGUGAAUUUUAUGGCUACAUUUCAUCUGUUCGCACUAAUGGGCUUGAGAAUCUCUCGUCAAAUCUUGGCACUAGAGAGCCUUUUAUUGAUAAGCAUGGCUGA
Molecule: messenger RNA, 408 nt
Organism: Cooperia oncophora
Lineage: Eukaryota; Metazoa; Nematoda; Chromadorea; Rhabditida; Trichostrongylidae
Source: the annotation of a GenBank genome assembly